Molecule: messenger RNA, 456 nt
Organism: Ostertagia ostertagi
Lineage: Eukaryota; Metazoa; Nematoda; Chromadorea; Rhabditida; Trichostrongylidae
Source: the annotation of a GenBank genome assembly
AUGUUGUUCAUUUUUCUCUCACUGCUGGAAUUGGCCGUUGUUGGGUUCAUGUCCCGAAACGAAGGCCUGCCCCCGAAGGUCAAGAAAAAGCGGAAACGCGAGGGAUCUGAUGACGAGUUUUCUUGGAAAGGCAUCCAAUCAAGCCCUCAUCUUGAGCUACGGCAGUUUUGGGUCGACAAGCGGAUCAACUCUGUCCGUAAUAGCUCGGAUUUACCAUCUGAUGAACCGCCUGGGAUUGAGGCGCCGUAUCCACCAGUCCAUAGAUCUCGUCCACAACGCGAUUUACUCGCAUCAAUACGAAAGUGGUGGAAAAGAUUAGGACCAUUACGGCCAGAGACGGUUGACUUCUACAGUGCCAUCUUCUUUCCUACCGCGUACUGUAUGUUCAAUGUGACUUACUGGGGUUACUACUUGUCCAGUCUUUCCGCUGUCGAUGAGGAUGUUGUGCCCGUUUGA